CGCCGUGCAGCCACUGCCUCGCACGUGUUGUUGACGUUCUCUUUUCGUUGCGUGCGUUUUGCUGCUACAUAAAAUGGCCAAAACAAAAGGGAAAAAGUCGGAAAAGUCGGGCAAGAAGGCCAACAAGGAGAAGGUGAAACCCACCACCUCGUCGCAAGCCGACAAAGCCUCCAAAGUCGUCACCGCCGGCAACAACACUCCAGAGGAGAACGGAAUCUGGCGGGAUGCCCGCUUUCAGCAUUUGCUGGCCGAUCCCCGGUUCCGGGGUGUGCCCAAGGUGCAGCGCAAGGUGAAGAUCGACAAGCGGUUCCAGGGCAUGUUCACCGACGACAAGUUCAAGGUCAAGUACACGGUGGACAAGUACGGCCGCCCGGUGAAUAAGAGCAAUGCCGAGGAUCUACGCAAGUUCUAUGAGCUGGAUGAGAACGAUAGCGACAGCGACGAGGAGGAACUGAAAGAGAAGGAGAAAGCGGAGGCAUCCGACGAGGAGCAGCAGGAGCGACGCGCCGAAGAGCUGGCCAUAGCCAAUUUGCAGGGAAACGACGCCCUUGAAGACAGCGAUGACGACUCUGAUCUCCCCCAAAAUCUGCGCGAGCGCUUGACCAACCCGGACGUGGACUAUGCCCGCGGCGAAGGCCGCCUCAUGACAGACUCCUCCUCAGACGAGGAUAGCGCCGCUGAAGAGGAGGACGAGGGCCCCGAGCUCCAGAUUGAUCAUGUGUGGGGCGAGCUGGACAACGAUGCCGAAAGCACCGAGGAGAGCACACGCCGCCUGGCCGUCUGCAACAUGGAUUGGGAUCGCAUUCGUGCCGAGGAUCUUAUGGUCAUGCUGAGCUCAUUCCUGCCGCCCGGCGGCAGUAUUCUCAGCGUUAAGAUCUAUCCCUCGGAGUUUGGCAAGGCGCGCAUGGCCGAGGAGGAGGUGCAUGGGCCCAAGGAGCUGGUGGAACGACGCGAGGAGCCUUCCGACGACUCCGAUGAGGAGGAGCUGGUGCGCGAGCAGGACAGCGACGCGGAGGAGGGCGACGACUAUCACAUGGAGAAGCUGCGCCAAUACCAACUGAAUCGCCUGAGAUACUACUACGCCGUGGUGGAGUGCGACACCGUGGCCACGGCCGACAAGGUGUACCAGGAGUGCGAUGGCAUCGAGUACGAGAGCUCCGCCACACGCGUCGACCUGCGGUUUAUUCCAGACGAUACCAGCUUUGAGGAGGACACGCCUACCGACGAGUGCCACGAACUGCCCGAUGCCAGUAGCUACAAGCCCCGCCAGUUUACCACCACGGCCCUGCAGCAGGCCAAGGUGGAUCUGACCUGGGACGAGAUGGCGCUGGACAGGCGGGAGCUGGGCGACAAGCUAUCCAGCGGCCAGGUGGACAAGCUAACAGACAAGGAGCUGCGCCAGAUAGUGGCCUACAGCAGCGAAGAGGAGUCUGAGGAGGAGGAACAGGAGGAGGAGGAGGAUAAAGAGCAGGAAGGGCAGGAACAGAAGCCUGCAAAGCCCAAGAAGCCUAGCAAACAGGAACGCAUUGCCAACUACAAGAACCUGCUGGCCGAAAUUCUGCAAAAGGAGAAGCAGGAGAAGGAGCAAAAGUACGAAAUGGAAAUGUCCUGGAAUGUCACGGAUGACACGCCAGGGCAAGAGCAGGAGAAGGAGCAACAGCAGCCCCCCGCCGAACUGACGCCCAUCGAGAAGGUGCUGCAGAAGCGCAGCGAGAAGAACAAGCUGCGCAAGGAGCAGCGCCGCCAAAAGCAGCUGGAAGCCAAGGGCGGUGACCCCGACGACAACGACAGUGAUGCCUCCCUGGUGCCCGAUGGCAUUGACCUAAACGAUGCCUACUUUGCCGAGGAGUUUGCCAACGGCGACUAUGCUCCGCCCAAGACGAAGCAGCAAAAGAAGAAGGCCAAGUCAAAGGGCAAGGGCAAGGUCAACGGCGAGGAGGACGAGGAGCAAAGGCAGCAGGAGAGGGAGCUGGAGCUGCUGCUGGACGAUGGCGAUGGGCGCGAUGAGAAGCAGCACUUCAGCCUGAGCAAGAUCCUCAAGCAGGAGGAGCUGGAGCAGUCGGCCAGUGGCUCCAAGCGCAAGCGUCGCCAGCAACUGAAGAAAUCAAAGAGCAAGCAAUUGGAGGCCACGGAGAAGCUCGACGACGACUUCCAGGUGAAUGUGGAGGAUGCCCGCUUCAAGGCCGUCUACAAGUCGCACGAGUUCAACAUCGAUCCCACCCACUCCCACUACAAGGCCACCAAGGGCAUGCAGCGGAUCAUCGGCGAGAAGCUGAAGCGGCGCCAGGAGCAGGUCGAAGACGGCGGCGACGAGGAGCCAGCGUCGGCGGCGGCCCCAAAGCGCAGCAAGCAGCAGCUGGAGCAGAACGCCCUGGUCAAGAGCCUCAAGCGAAAGAUCCAGCAGCAGGAGCAGCGGGGCCAGAAGCUUUAGGGGAUGUACAGACUAGAAAUUAAAGGUUAAUCUUAUGCCA
This is a messenger RNA of Drosophila kikkawai, 2471 nucleotides long. Its product is annotated as ESF1 homolog. Gene Ontology annotation, cellular component: nucleus. NCBI's taxonomy places the organism in Eukaryota, Metazoa, Arthropoda, Insecta, Diptera, Drosophilidae. The record is from RefSeq and is a predicted model, not a curated record. Gene Ontology annotation, molecular function: RNA binding. Gene Ontology annotation, biological process: rRNA processing.